Molecule: messenger RNA, 1450 nt
Organism: Amphiprion ocellaris (clown anemonefish)
Lineage: Eukaryota; Metazoa; Chordata; Actinopteri; Pomacentridae
Gene: tnfa
Product: tumor necrosis factor a (TNF superfamily, member 2)
Exons: 4
Coding region: 61-786 (241 amino acids)
Biological process (GO): immune response
Cellular component (GO): membrane
Molecular function (GO): tumor necrosis factor receptor binding
Source: RefSeq, a predicted model, not a curated record
CAUUAAGGCUACUAAGUGCUCAGCUUGACUUGAGAGGACUGAAGGAACUCAUUUAAAACAAUGGAAGAUGAAUGCAAGGUAAUGUUGGACACCGCAGUCGACACAGGCGCCAGGGAACAGGCAGCACAGAGUGUCAAACCGAGCUCAAAGCUAACCACAGCCCUGCUGGCAUUCACACUCUGCUUUGCUGCCACAGCUGCUGCUGCCCUCAUCUUUAACAAGGAUGUCAAGGGUUCAGGACCAAAUGAAGACAAUUUUGAUCUUCGUCAUACACUGAGGCAAAUUUCAAAUGUGAGAGCAGCCAUUCAUUUAGAAGGAGAAUACAAUGCUGACAUAAAAACCUCAGUGGAAUGGAAGAAUCAUGUGGAUCAGUCUCACUUUCAAGGGGGUCUAGAACUCAAUAACAAUGAAAUUGUGAUUCCAGAAAAUGGCCUCUACUUUGUUUACAGUCAAGCAUCUUUUCGGGUCAGCUGCAGCAGUAACAAUGUUGAUGACACUGCCUCCAUGGUCCACCUAAGCCACACUGUGAAACGCUGGUCCAGCUCAUAUGGGAAUGAUGAUGCCAAGAAGUCCUAUCAAACUAUCCUACACUCUGUCCGCACUGCCUGCCAGAAGAUAGCCAUCAGUGAGUCAGAUAAGGAUGGGAGCUGGUUCUCUGCUGUGUACAUGGGAGCUGUUUUCAACUUGAGGAAAGGAGACAGGUUGAAGACAGUGAUGGAGGAAGAGAUGCUGGAGAAACUGGAGGACGAGCCUGGCAAGACUUUCUUUGGUGUGUUUGCCUUGUGAGGAAAGGUGACUGAGAGAAACAGGUAACAGAUAUGAAGGCACAUAGCUAGCCAUCAAAUACUGUAAGGCCUGCAGCCUACUGCCCCACUGAAACUCACUUACAUUGUUGAAUGUUAGGGUUAACAGAAGCCUUAUGCUGUAUUAUCCAGUCAGUGCGAUAUCCAAGAGUAGGCUUUAAACCCAAACUUUAAAAGAAUGUAUAAGCAAUUUAAUGCUUGUCUAUAAUGUUAUGUACUAUGUACUACUGCCUUAUUGUUGUUACAUUUUGCUGUAGUCCCAUGCUGAGUUUGCACCACUUUUGGCAUUUGUAUGAAUUUUACUAUGACUGUUGCAUAUUUAAUGUGUAACUACAGGCUGACAGAAACAGGUAGAAGUGGUUUUAUUUAUGUAUUUAUUUAACAUAACAUUGUCAUAUUUAUUUUAUUUAUUCAAUAAUAUAUAUAUUUGUGUGUGUGUGUGUGUGUGUGUGUGUGUGUGUGUGUUUUCAUGUGUUUUUCCAAAGAAUGUCUUUAUCAGAAAUUGUGGUAAAUUAUUCAUUGUAACUGAUAAUCAGUUUAAUAGUUUUUAGGGGUUUUUUUGGUCUGUGGAAUAUUUGUUGACAUUCGAAAAUAUUUUAUUAUAACUUCAGUGGUGCUUGUGGUGCUAUGAAAUUGAAUUAAAAUCA